Messenger RNA from Pseudocercospora fijiensis CIRAD86, 2208 nucleotides. RefSeq lists its product as uncharacterized. The record is from RefSeq and is a predicted model, not a curated record. The coding region runs from base 1 to 2208 and encodes 735 amino acids. The transcript is spliced from 10 exons. Lineage: Eukaryota; Fungi; Ascomycota; Dothideomycetes; Mycosphaerellales; Mycosphaerellaceae.
AUGUACAUGCGGUGGUAUAGGAGACCAUCAGAAACUAGAUCGUCAUUUCGUCAGCCAGUGGACGCGCGAUCCUUGUUCGGUGAGAAGCUUGUGCUCGAGCAUCCCCUCCCCUCCCCUCCCCUCCCCUCCCUCCCACCACCGACCACCCACCACCCACCACCCAUCACUGUUCCGGCGGCGAUUGGCCCACCCACGUCCGAUGCCAAUGCCGCCGCCGCCGCCGCCGCCGCCGCUACCCGAGCUGUGCGCCGUGUCUGUCUGAGAGGCGUCACAUCUCAUCUCCGAGUCAUGCAAAAAGGCUGUGACACGCGCUGGCACGGUGUAGCAAGGCUAGAAUCUCCUCCAUCGGUUCGUCCGUGCUCUGCGCGCAAGGGCCUGCCAAUCGGGGGCUGUUAUUUGUCACAAAACCAUAUCAAAAACGCCGAGACGGCUCCAUCUGUUCUCACCUUCCAGCGCCACGACAUGCUUCUGCCUUGCCUCAAUUUCCACAUAUAUAAGACUGCGGCUUCCACGAGAAGCACAUCAACAUGGCUGCCAUUGACACCCGAGACCUUCCGUCCGAAUGGCUCAACAGGAUCUGGUACUCGAUUCGGGGAGCGUCUGAUCUGCUGUCGAGUCCUUUGGGAUGGCAUCACCAAGGUCAUCGACUGGGCACAGGACAAGCAAGCGAGGAUGACUCCCUGGGGUGUGCAAUACCUCAGUCCAGAGCGUGGUGAAUGGGUGCCGUAUCUAUCCGGAAUCCUCAAUGCAACCAUAUGCGGCCGAUGGAUUAGAGAGCAGCCUCAUCAAUGCAUCAACUGCGGAGGAUCAGCAAGUUGCCCGGGUUCAGCGCCCAGAGUUGGAAUACCAUCUUGCCUGGGCGAUCUAAUGUACGCAGUGCAGAACUCCCAUCUGGCGGAUCCCUCGCUUGACAUUAUGAAAGAUGAAAAACUUGCGACAACCCCACCUCAAAACGACAGCUGCCGGAUUACAGAACUCCCCACAGAACUUCUUCAACAUAUUAUUAAUUAUUUGCUGCCAUGCAAUACGACCUACCACUUCUUUCCAGCCCGCCUUGACACAACUCGAAGUGUCCCCAUCGUCCAGAAGUUUACAUCGCAACCAGCAGUGAUGGAGAAUGCGCCUCCUCCAGACGGCGUCAUGAAGAGAUACCAGCCUGUACGAUACAACACGACCGAUCGUCCGCCGGCGACAGCGAGCGCACACUUGGCAUUAGCUGCGACUUGUAAACGCCUCCAGGAAGAAGUCUAUUCAUUCUUCUUCGCCGAAAACAGCUUCAUUCUCCACAUCACAGCAGGUACAAUUGAGAAUGCUGUGCGAUCGACAGAUUUCAGGCAAUUUCAAACCUGGACAAGAAUACUGCCAAAUCCAGCAAAGCAUAAAGAUUCACUUCCAUGGCCCAUGACAGCACGAGCUGCAUCAUACAUGCGCAACGUCACCUUAAUCAUCUCCCUGCCGCCAGCGCCCAUCUCGAAAGACAUCGACAUUCUCGAGGCCAAGGUAUCCGAAGCAAUGGCCACCCUCUCCGCUGCCAAGCAUCUCGACAAUAUGACCAUCGACUUCCAGCAAUCCAUCCAGAAGCGCGACAAGCGUUACACAGCACAAAUCCUCAACAUAGAUUCUCUGGAAGCUGAUGUUGAUGGCAACGGCAAGCUCUCCAUCACUGUACACGACCCCAACAUCCAGUCCGUUCGAACCUGGAAUAAAGCGCAAAGAGCGUUGAGGCCAUUAUUGCGAGGCCCGAGAGGUGUGAAGAAGGUGGUGUUGAGAACUUCGAAAUUCUCUCCUACAGACUGCCAAGAGAGCGGCAGAGUCAGAGGAGGAAAGCAGAGCUGCCAAGAAGAAGAAAAUGAUCUGAUCUUGGUUUAUUCUACAGUACCCGAAGCAUACCCAAACUGCAACCCACCUCGUUCCUUCCUGUCACCACUUUUCCCACGAUGGGCUUUUGUCUAUAAACGAACGCUUGACGUCUUGCUCACUCGCUCGUACAUUCAACGAAUCGAUUUCUGGGCCAACCACUUCCUUGCACAAAUUUUGGAAACAGCACGAUAUAUAUAUGUAGACCUUCUCUUUUCUUUUAUCAGACUCAAUUGUAAAAAGAAAAAAAGCUCAAAGCAUGAACUGCUCCUACCUUCCAUCUACAAUAAGACCUCAUCCAUGAUCGAAGGAUGCAAAAAAUCCCAUCUAUCUGAGACCUCGCCGCCAUGA